CAUCAAUCGGUUCAUGAUCUCAAUCUAAAAUAUUAAUCAUAUUAUUUUCUUCAUUAUUUUUGUCUCCUCUUACCCCCUCUAGUCUAGUUGACCUUUUAUUUUAAUAUAUAAAUGUUCUUGACAAGUAUAUGAGUGAUCAGAUGGUUCGAAAUGUGUUACGCUAAAAUAUCACUUAGUUCUUAUUACUUUCGCCUUCAUAUUACACUAUCCAGAUUUGUAAAAGGGACUAAUUACAUUCGUUGUACUAAAGCAAAUCACUAAAUUAAUAAUUUGAACAUCUGUUAAACGAUGAAUAACUGAAUCAGUGUUUAAUUGCAUUUUUUAAAAUAUAUUCGAUGGUAAGAUAAUGAAAAGCAGUAUCUUUAUCGAUGAACAAGAAGGAGUAAUUUGGACCUAUCGAUUUUCACAUGACGAUACGUGCAUGAUAUAGUGGGGCUAUCAAAUUCCAGACAAGUGAUAGCUGCAAUCGUUUUGCUAAAAUAUGGAUUUUCUUUCCAGGGAAUGAGGUACACGCCAUUGGUGUAAAAAUGUGGCUUUAAUUUCAUUGAGACAAAUAUACAUGUAUAUGAAUGAGUGUUCAAUUAUCCUUCGAUUUAGUUGAUCGAUAGACAGCUUCCUUCACACUUACAGUCUUCCCAGUCAAGUAGCUGGUUAGGCUCGUGAAAAGAAAGCUCUUGUAUCAGUAUCAAAGCCCAACACUGUACACUACGACAGUGUAUAUUGGGAACUGUGGGUUUUCAACAGACAUCAUUCUUGAAAGAGAUAUUACAACUGCAGAAACUGGUACUUGAAUGGAAAAACACUGAGAUUCGCUCAGUGAAAAGAAGAGAACAGAUUAAGAUUUUAUCCACACUCCAUAAACAUGAUAACAAAUACUUUUUUCAAAUACACUCAAUUAUAUAGUGACUUGACUUGUAUUGGAUGUUUAGUUAGUAAUAUUACGACUACCACUGAACUCAUGGUCCUGGGUUUGAAUCCUGAAUACGUGGUUAUGGAUGGGCAAUACUAGGAAGUCAAAAACAGCCGUCCAAUGCUUCCGGGUUUUCAAUUGAGAUUUAGUUAAAAUCGGUUCGCAACUUUAACAGUUAAAGUAUUACUGACAGAAGAAACACAGAAAAUCACUACUACACAGAAUUACCAAGAAGUAUAUGUAUUAUACUGAACGAAGUUCACAUUAAGUUAAUACAAAGAGUAUCAUUCUAAAUAAAUGUCACACUAAAAUAUAAUGAAUAUUAUACGGAACAAUUUUCACACUGAAUUACAAAUGGAAGCAUUAUUGAAUACGGAUGAUGCUGGCCAAUGUAUCAACCUUAUUAUGAUUUUCAUAAUGAUACUAUACAUAUUGCUAUGCUAUUAGCUGAUGGUAUUGACAAUUGUUAUCAAGCUGAAACACAAAUUAAAUCAAUUUUAUUCCAUCAAAAAAGAUGGUAUCCAUCUAAAGAUGAUUGUUGCCAUUUUAAACAUUUCACACAUAUUAAUUCAAAUUGGUUAACAGCAAAUGAUCGUGUUCAAUCAUUUAAUGAAGCUAAACGUGAACGAUUUCCGAUUGUAUUUCAUUUUAUUGUUGAUCAAUUACCAUAUGAAUUUAUGAAUAGAUUAAUGUCUGAUUGGGGAUUAGAUGGGAUCAGUGUACAAUUUUAUCCGAUUAAAAACUAUGAAGCACGGGUCAGAUCAUUUAAAUCUGGACAUCACGCUGGACAUAAAAGUUAUCUCAAAUUAUUAAUUACACAAAUUUUACCUACUGAAAUCAAGAAAGUUAUUGUACUGGAUGCAGAUAUAUUAUUGAAUGAUGAUAUAUCAAAUCUAUGGAGCAUAUUUGAUGAGUUCAGCAAGGAUCAAUGUAUCGGUAUUGCCGCGGAACAGAAUCCAACUUUCUACAGCAAUAUGGGAAAAAGGUUUUGGCCAGCAUUGGGUUACGGUUAUAAUGCUGGUAUUUUAUUAAUUCAUUUAACUAAAUUACGAGCAAGAGGUUGGGAUGAAAUUUGGAUGAAAACUGCAUUCAAUUUAAUGAGAGAAAAACGCAUUUUACCAACUGGUGAACAAGAUGUUAUCAACGCUGUAUUGAAUCGAAAUAAACAUUGGUUAUACGAAAUACCUUGUAAAUGGAAUAUUCAACUAAGUGCAUUUUCAAUGCGUGAACGUUGUCCAGUUGUAUGGGAAUUUUUACUGAAUAGGGAUGAUGAUAAUAAUAAUAAUAAUUACAGACGAAAAAAAACACUACGUGACGAUAUUGUAUUACAAUAUCCAAAUGCUAAAUUAAUACAUUUUAAUGCACAUGUAAAACCAGAGUACUUUUUUCCUACUCCAUUAAGAUUUCCAUUACCUUUUGAUAAAUCCGAUGAAUAUCAUUCAACUAUUCAAUUAUCAAGAAAAUAUUUUCAAUUGUAUUAUAAUUUACGAAGUAUGAGUCGAUAUUGUUUCCUGUAAAAAAAGAAUGAUCGAAAAACACCCGCUUAUUAUUAUUGAAAACUGUAUAUUUUCCAGAAUUUUUUCUUUCAGUAUUGUAGUUUCAUAUUGGUUUUUCAAGUUUUCUACUUUGAUUAAGUAAAAUAAAUUAAAACAUUAAAGUGAAC
Molecule: messenger RNA, 2573 nt
Organism: Schistosoma haematobium
Lineage: Eukaryota; Metazoa; Platyhelminthes; Trematoda; Strigeidida; Schistosomatidae
Product: DNA polymerase epsilon subunit 3, variant 2
Exons: 8
Coding region: 1300-2427 (375 amino acids)
Biological process (GO): protein O-linked glycosylation via mannose
Molecular function (GO): glucuronosyltransferase activity; xylosyltransferase activity
Source: RefSeq, a predicted model, not a curated record